CUCACUCUCACUGCCUGAGCCGGGCGUUGACAGCCACCACUCCUCUCCACCGGUCAGCACACUGUGUCGUUUUUUUUUUUAGUGACUGCUACAAGAAAAGACUCCGUGCAACCCUGUUUUAUUUUGCAAGACCACUCCAGGUUCACGCACACUUUUUAAAGAAAAACAAGUCACUGUCUUUACCUUUCCAAAUCUUAUUUGCAAACAUGUCUGGAGAAGACGCACCUGUCCAGCAGCAAAACGCCGUGGACCAGAAACAGGAUUCCAAACCCACCGAGGAGCCCAAGACGGAGGUAGAGCCUGCGGCCGCCGGGGCUGCCGACGCGUCCGCGGCUGCGGCGGACGCAGCUGCCCCGGCGACAGCGACGACCGAGAAGGUCCCCGAAGAAGAGGCGUUCACGUAUCGCGCCCUGGUGCUCACCGGCUACGGCGGCUACGACAAAGUCAAGCUGCAAGUCAAAAAGGGCAAACCGUCCCUAAAGGCGGCCGAGGUCCAGGUGCGAGUCAAGGCGUGCGGGCUCAACUUCGCCGACCUAAUGGCGCGCCAGGGGCUUUACGACAGGCUUCCGUCACCGCCGGUCAGCCCCGGCAUGGAGUGCUCCGGGGUGGUGGAGGCUGUCGGGGAGGAGGUGACGGACAGAAAAGUGGGCGACCAGGUGAUGGUGCUGAGUCGCUUCGGCCUGUGGCAAGAGGUGGUGGCGGUGCCCGCCAACCACACCUUCCUCAUGCCGGAGGGGAUGAGCUUCGAGGAGGCCGCCGCCAUACCGGUCAACUACAUCACCGCCUACAUGAUGCUGUUUGACUUCGGUCACCUGCGGCCCAACCAGAGCAUCCUCAUCCACUCGGCCGCAGGUGGCGUAGGCACGGCGGCCACGCAGCUGUGCAAAACAGUGAAGGACGUCACAGUUUUUGGCACGGCAUCGGCCAGCAAGCACGAGGCCAUCGGCCAGGCCGGCGUCACGCAUCCCAUCGACUACCGCACCAAGGACUACGUGGAGGAGGUCCGCAAGAUCAGUCCAAAAGGACUCGACAUAGUAUUGGACCCUCUUGGAGGAUCAGAUACCCACAAGGCCUACAACCUGCUGAAACCAAUGGGCAAACUCAUCACCUAUGGUGCCGCAAACAUGCUGGCGGGUCAGAAGAAGAACUUGCUGGCCGUGGCCAAGAAUUGGUACCACCAGUUCUCUAUCCACACCCUCAACCUGAUCCAGAGCAACAAGUCGGUGUGCGGCUUCCACCUAGGCUAUCUGGAGGGCGAGACGGAAUUGAUCAGCCAGGCCCUGAACGCCAUCCUGGACCUCUACAAGCAGGGCAAGGUCAAGCCCCGCAUUGACUCCACCUGGCACCUGGAGCAGGUGGGUGACGCCAUGCGAAAGAUGCAGGAAAGGAACAACAUCGGCAAGGUGGUCCUCAUUACGGAGCCUAUGCCCGAGGAGGAGAAGAAAGAAGAGGCACCGGUGGCAGACAAGAAGAAGGAUGACAAGAAGAAGGAUGACAAGAAGAAAGACGACAAGAAGAAGGAUGACGGCAAGAAGGAAGAGAAGAAGGACGACAAGAAGAAGGAGGAGGCCAAGAAGGAUGAGGAGGAGAAGAAGGAAGAGGUCAAGAAGGAAGAGAAGUGAAAGGGGGGAGGGGAUCCAGAUUGGUAGUUUGGGGCUGAUGGUGGGAGUGGGGUGGGGAGAUUAAACCACUCUCAUUCCCAUCCAGAUCUCUUUUAGUGAUUACUCCUGCCUAACCAUUAAAAAAAAAAAAAAAAAUCACCUCAUCAGACAGUGAUUUUUUUUCCUUUCCCCCCACCUCCCGGUGGGUCGCCCAUCUCCACUCACCCUCUCCCAUCUAUAGCCACCUCUUCCAACUGUGCUUAAUUAUCGUUACCUGCUCCCCCUUUUUACUGUCAUGGACCUCACGCACAGACAGGCACAAAGACGACCAAGACGAACCGCACCCACCCUUCCUACCGCCCUCCAGUUAUGUCACUCAGAUGAGUCAGCGAGUCCUAUGAUUGGUCACCGCUCAGCACCAACAAGUAUCCCCUGCUAAUUUGACAGAGCGCCACAGUUAAUAAUAGUCGCUCAUAGAGAGCCUCUCUGUGUGUAAGAUGAAUUGGGCAGUGGGAAGAAGAGGGGCAUGUGGGUCUUUUUUUUCAACUGCUGACGGCCACAAGCUGAAAGAAGCACUGUCACACCGAGGCCUCCCUCUCGCUCCUUUUCAGCAAGUCCUGCCGGUCACCCCAACUCAACCAAAAGGGUGGGGGUUCCAGUACAAGCCUCCAACCCCCUCUUCUUCCCGUUCCCUCUCCGUGGUCGGCAUAGCAACAGGCGUGAGGCUUGUCAAGAGAUGCCACUAUCCUUCCCCACAAGCCUCCCCCCCCCCCCCAAUGUAUGCCAUCAAUGUAUCUCCCCCAUUCCUCUCUUCCUCUUAAAGUAUUGUAGGUGAUAACACUGAAAAGACAUGGGCCCUUCCUCUCAAAAAACUAAUUCCUUGAUAAAGCCUAGUGAGUAUUGACAAUUGAAUGUGAGCAAGUUGUGGCUAAAUAAAGUGCACGCCGCCGCCUAGUGGUCGUUAGAAAAGUUCUCAUCACGAGCGCAGAAUUUUGACUAGAUAGCUUCAGGACACCAAACAAACUUACGCAAUCCAAAGAAUUCUUAUCAAUGAAUUCGUCAGAGACUUUUUUUACCCUUCCUACUUGCUUUCAAUAUUCUCUUUUCGCUAUUGUCGUCGUGCCUUUUUCUGACUAAAAACCGGAAGACAUAUUUUUUGUUUUUAAAAAUACCCAAAUAGGUAGUAACUCUUGCCGUCCGUCUGCCUGCCUGUCUGUUAGUGUGGGUGCCCCCUAAAUGGCAACUGGUGAAUUUGUUUAUAAAUGUAUAAAAAAUGUAUUAGGAAAAAAAUGUGUUCAGCAUGAGUGGCCUCCCUCAUGUUUUGUGUGCCAUUGUGUGUGCGUGCGCAUGUGUCUGUCCUCAGGUCAUCUGUCCCCCAAACUAACCAAGCCCAGCGCCAUCUUUAACCCCCCAUUCCCACCCCCCAGCCCCGAGUCCCUUCCUCUUGGGCUGAACAGGGAGGACAAAGUGGUGUUUUGUACGUUUUGCACUCUGUUCGCUGAUCCUAAUGCACUUACAAACGAGGCGCUCGCACCCCAGCCCCGUCCUCCAUCCAUUCACCAGAUUGCGUGUGGCGCCCCCGAGUGGGCUGGAGUGUGAGCAGAGCGUGGACCCAUGCAUCCUGUCCAGCUCUGGUUCUGAUGACGAUGAUUAUUGUUAUUAUUCGUGUUUUGUUUUAAUCUGCUGGGCUCCCUUUGUGAACCUGUGCACGGUGCUUCUGUUUCGAGUGCCAUGUGUGAUGAAAGAAACGCGACCCCCACCCCUAAAAAAAAAAAAAAAAAAAAAAAAAAAAAAAAGUAAUGUAGUAUUUUGUUGGUUUGUUUGGAGUGUUGGGGACCCUUUUUAUUUUUAAGCUGUCUUUUGUGUCCGAACCACGUGUGCCAAAUGACAAUGUAUAUUCCUCUUGUCAAUGCUUUGAAUAUUUACAGCGCAUACAAAAAAAAUAUAUAUACAGUAUGAAGCUAAGUGUGGUUUUGGAUGCAUUUUCAAUCCUCUUUGGAAGUCAAGAUUUCCAGUGCAUCUAACAAAUAUCCCAAACAUGUGCUCCGAGAAAGGGUUGUUGUUGUUGUUUUCAUUUCUUUUGUUUUCCUCACUUUUGAUUGUCGGCUUGUCGCUCGAGCUCAUGGGCCCGCACUGUGCCAACUCCUCCUUGCACACAGCUUACCUCAGUCCAUCCCUAAACUAGACAGAAACAUCCUUUUCACUGUGCUCUACCAGCUCCCGUAAGUGGUCCGCCAUGACCCGUCCAUGUGUUUACAACCACGUCACAGUGAGAAGGAGCUGCACAAGGUCCAUUUUUACACUUCAACAUCAAGUGUACAUAAUGUGAGACUUACUUUCUUUCUUAACUGCAUGCACUCGUGUGGCGAGUGAGUGAGCAGAUGUUGUUCCGGGUCCAAACCAGACAUACUAGCCUGAUGUUUGAUCCCGUUUAAAAAAAAAACAACAAAAAACACUAGCUGUCUGGAAAGGGAAACUUCAUGCAUCUUUCGAUGUGCAAUACUGUGAUAAAAUGUCUUAGGCCGCCUUCACACCAUUUUUUUUUUUACUCUAGAUCCUCUGUUUACUAAAGUCAAGCAAUGGUUUUCAAACUUCCUAAUUAUUUUUAAAAAUUCAAGCUCUCGAGUACCAUCAUAAUGCCUAAUGCUUAGGCCUGCUAUGCUACUGUAUUGGAACAGUAGCAUAGUAGGCCUAAAAACAAGCCAGAGGUUUUGUUCCUAAAAAGAACAUUUAACAUAUGGUAAGCCACUGUAACUUGAUGCACAGUUUGAACAUUAACGCUGCACUUAAAAACAGCUAAGUAAAAUUCUAAAAACCUGUAGUGACUCGCUGCAGUGACCCCUGAUUGGACGGGCAUAAAGUUUCAACAGCUUCAAUAAUGACUGAAUUAAUCAGAAGUAUCCAGACAGGUCCAACUCAAGCAAAGGACUCUUAAACCUUCGUGCGUGGCACUAGCAGUUAGCCACGUAGCAUAGGGAAGGGGACCAAAGACAUUGGCACUGUAUUGUAUGUCAUAUAGCUCUGAGGUAAACUGCUGGUUUGUGGAUCCGAUCACCACUUCCUGCGACAUCUUUAAAUGGUUUUGCAGCAUUUCCAGACACUUAUGCAACAGGAGGAAAGUUUCCGAGCAAACACUGCGUGCGGUUCUGGAUUGGAUGUUACAUGCUCCUUUUCGAAGUGUGUGCGGCGAGGAAAGAGGGGCUGAAAAAAAAUGCACUGAGACAAUAAGCGGUCAAUCGUAUUCCUUUUUUUUGGGGGGGGGGGGGCUUCUGUGGAGCUGAUACCGGCUGUCUUUCAACAUGGUUUCUCAGGUCCUUCCAACAGUUUGAGCUCAAUUUACAGCACAAUCCGUCACGUCCGCGUCCCAUUGGUGGAAAUGUUCCCAAAUUCCACAUCGCUUUUCCAUUCACGCCUGCCAGCCAACCAGUGAAGCGGUCUCAGUUCAAGUUAUUGGCUGAUCAUGUACAGUAAUCGGAUGCAUGUUUAGUUUAAAAAAAAAUGUAAUGGUGUGUGUAUGUUGUGUGUACAUACAGCUUAGUUUAGUGUUCUUGUGGUAGUGUGGUGUGAGAAAGAAUGCCCGCUCAGUCAUGUGUCAAGUUGCCAAGCGAAGCCUCCAGCAUGGGCAGCCACCUAACUCUGGGAAUGUGCCGCCUCUCUUCCCCCGUCCCUGCACCAAAAUGUUCACCAUCCGACCCCUCCGCCCCCUGUCCCCCCGCAACACAGGCUUCCCUCAAACGUGAUAAUUUUCGCACGUGUUGUGUAGCUUUGUUUGCCCCAAU
Hippocampus comes (tiger tail seahorse) is the source of this 5380-nucleotide messenger RNA. RefSeq names its product vesicle amine transport 1 (gene vat1). The transcript is spliced from 6 exons. The record is from RefSeq and is a predicted model, not a curated record. NCBI's taxonomy places the organism in Eukaryota, Metazoa, Chordata, Actinopteri, Syngnathiformes, Syngnathidae. Gene Ontology annotation, molecular function: oxidoreductase activity; zinc ion binding. Gene Ontology annotation, biological process: negative regulation of mitochondrial fusion. Bases 207 to 1622 code for a protein of 471 amino acids. Gene Ontology annotation, cellular component: mitochondrial outer membrane.